Chenopodium quinoa (quinoa) is the source of this 5731-nucleotide messenger RNA. Its product is annotated as paired amphipathic helix protein Sin3-like 4. The record is from RefSeq and is a predicted model, not a curated record. Lineage: Eukaryota; Viridiplantae; Streptophyta; Magnoliopsida; Caryophyllales; Amaranthaceae. Gene Ontology annotation, biological process: negative regulation of transcription by RNA polymerase II. The transcript is spliced from 24 exons. Gene Ontology annotation, cellular component: histone deacetylase complex; chromatin. The coding region runs from base 871 to 5028 and encodes 1385 amino acids. Gene Ontology annotation, molecular function: transcription corepressor activity.
AUAAAAAGAAAUAAAAUCUACUCUUUAAUUUUUCAAUAUUGUUUAUAAAAAAUAAUUCAACACAUCAAAUAUGAGUUAAACUCUGAAUACCAUGUGACCCAAACCCUAUAGAAUAAGGUCAAACCGAUCCAACACGAGUCGAACUUAAAACCCACCUCCACCUACUAUAAAAGAACUUCACCUAAGAAGUAUAAAACCAACCCAAAAUAAGUAAAUAUAAGAUUAGUUCAUCCAAAAAGCUCACCCAUAACUCCUUCACAACACAAAAAGCCUUCAAAAUUCCUCAAAACAUAACACAAAGAUCCAUUUAUAAUUCAUCCAUAUACCCAAACCUCCAAACCAAACCUAACCCAACCCAUUUUAUUAAUCCCAACUCCGGUAGUAAAAAAAAACACCACCAUACCACUGCCCUAUUCUCUCCCAUUAUACUACGUAACAACUGUAACAAAUUAUUAUUAUUUUUAAUUCAUUUUUAAGUAAUUUUCUCUCUCAUCGCCUCUCCUUCGGCUUCUCUUUUACAAACUUAACUUAUUAUUAUCACCCUUCACAAAAACAUAGCUCAAAAAUCCCUCCUCCAUUUCUCUCUCUCUUUUUAUUUUUUUUUUCUCUACCAAAAAAACCAAAACUCUUUUUUUUUUGAAUAAUUAUUUCCGAUUUUCAAAACCUAAUUUCAUCAUCAUCGAAGAAUCAGCAAGUUUUUGUUCUUCAUCACCAUUUUUUUUCGUUGUGUAAUUUGUGUUGUGUUCUUUUAAAAACUAGAUUGUAGAUUUUGUUCUUGGAAUUUUUAGAUUAUUUUUUUGCGAUUAUUCAGUGAGAAAUUAGAGCUGCUAUGAUUCGUUGAAGGAGAAAUUAGUGGUGAUUUUUUUAGAUAUGAAGAGGUCUAGAGAUGAUGUAUUUACAGGGCCUCAAGUUAAACGGCCGCAACCUGCUAGUUCUUAUCGCGGCGAGAGCUCGGGGCAGCCUCAAAUGGUUGGAGGUGGCGGGGCUGUUGCACCUACACCGCAGAGAUUAACGACUAACGAUGCCUUGGCUUACCUGAAGGCAGUGAAGGAAAUGUUCCAAGAGAAGAAGGAGAAAUAUGAUGAGUUUUUAGAAGUUAUGAAGGAUUUUAAAGCCCAAAGAAUCGACACUACUGGUGUUAUAGCAAGGGUUAAAGACUUGUUCAAAGGGCAUCGCGACUUAAUAUUGGGAUUUAAUACCUUUUUGCCCAAGGGAUAUGAAAUCACCCUUCCUCCUGAGGAUGAUAAUCCUCCUGCGAAAAAGCCAGUUGAAUUUGAAGAAGCAAUUAGUUUUGUUAAUAAAAUUAAGUCGCGGUUUCAUGGCGAUGAGCGUGUCUAUAAAUCAUUUCUUGACAUUUUAAAUAUGUAUAGGAAAGAAAACAAGACCAUCAGUGAGGUCUAUCAGGAGGUAGCCGAACUCUUCCGAGACCAUCGGGACCUUCUUGAGGAAUUCACACAUUUUCUUCCUGAUACGUCAGGAGCAACAGCAGGUCAAAAUGGUCCAUCUGGUAAAAAUUCUAUCUUGCGGGACAGGAAUUUAGCCAUGCCUUUAACAAGGCCGAUAGAUAGGAAGGAUCGUGAGUUCAAUGUUGAUGGCUCUGAUGCGGACAAUGAUAAAUUGGGGAAGGCAGAGCGAGAGCAGAGGAGGCGGCUUGAUAAAGAAAGAGAUAAAAAAGAUGGUAUUAUCAGGGUUGAAGACUCUAUUACAGAUCAAGGUGCGGAAAACUAUGGACCGCGUAGUGUCCCUGGGUCUUAUGAUGAUAAGAGUGCUGCUAUAAAAAGUUUGUACAGCCAAGAAUUUGCAUUCUGUGAAAAAGUUAAGGAGGGGUUACAUAAUCCUGAUGAUUAUCAGGAAUUUUUAAAAUGCCUUCACAUAUACAGCAGGGAGAUAAUCACAAGACAAGAAUUGCAAGCUUUGGUACGUGAUAUACUAGCAAAUUAUCAAGAACUCGUGGAUGGGUUUGAUGAGUUUUUGGCCCGCUGUGAGAGACCUGAUGGAUUUCUUGGCAGUGUUAUAAGCAAAAAAUCCCUGUGGCCAGAAUCUUUGUGGAGCGAUGGUCCAUCAAAAUCAGUAAAACCUGAGGAUAGGGAGCGAGAUAGGGAUAGUGUAAGAGAAGACAGGGAUCGAGAUCGUGAGAGCAGGGAAAGGGACCGCACUGAUAGAAGUGGUGUUUAUGGGAAUAAAGAAGUUGCAAAUCUGAGAAUGUCUUCAAAUUCGAACAAGGAUAAGUAUAUAGGAAAACCUAUACAAGAGCUUGACCUCUCCAACUGUGAACGCUGCACACCUAGUUAUCGAUUGCUUCCCAAGAAUUAUCCCAUACCUUUGGCAAGCCAUAGGACGGAGCUUGGAGCUGAAGUAUUGAAUGAUCACUGGGUCUCUGUUACUUCUGGAAGUGAGGAUUACUCAUUUAAACACAUGCGUAAGAAUCAGUAUGAGGAGAGCCUCUUUCGGUGUGAAGAUGACAGGUUUGAACUGGACAUGCUGUUAGAGUCCGUGAACGUAACAAUAAAGCGUGUGGAAGAUCUUUUGGACAAAAUCAACUCGAACAUGAUAAAAUCAGAAAACCCUAUACGGAUAGAGGACCACUUUACACCUAUAAAUCUGAGAUGCAUUGAGCGGUUAUAUGGGGAUCAUGGUCUUGAUGUCAUGGAUGUAUUGAAAAAGAAUGCAAUUCUUGCUUUGCCUGUUAUAUUGACUCGCUUGAAACAAAAGCAAGAAGAAUGGGCCAGAUGCCGAGCUGAUUUCAACAAGGUGUGGGCUGAAAUAUAUUCCAAGAAUUAUCAUAAAUCACUUGAUCAUCGUAGUUUCUAUUUCAAGCAGCAAGACACAAAGAGCUUGAGUACAAAAGCUUUAUUGGCAGAGGUUAAAGAGAUUAGUGAGCAGAAAUGUAAAGAGGAUGAUGUGCUUUUCGCUGUUGCUGCUGGAAACAGACGACCUGUUAUAUCCCACAUGGAAUUUGAGUACCCUGAUGCAGAGUUACAUGAAGAUUUGUAUGAUCUCAUAAAAUAUUCCUGCGCUGAAGUUUGUACAGCUGAACAGUUGGAUAAAGUGAUGAAAAUCUGGACAUCUUUCCUGGAACCUGUACUUGGCGUGCCUGCUCGAGCUCAGGGUGCAGAGGACUCUGAAGAUGCCACUAGAGCCAAGAAUGAGGUUACCAAAACAGACGGUCCUGCUAUUGGUGAAAGUGAUAGAAUUCCUAGUGGCUGUGCUGCUGUUCGUAAACAUGAAAGUAGUCCACCAGAACAAUCCAGUUCUGGCAAUCAUGCUAAAGAUGAUGUGUAUCCUGAUGCCAGUAGCAGUGGUCUGCAUCAAGUUCGAUCACAGAGUAAUGGCAACAUGAUUGAUCAAAUAUCUGGUCAUGGAAAACAAACGACGUCUAAUGAACGAUUGGCCGCUUCUAACCCAUCUCUUCCUCCUGGAGUUGAGCAAUUGCAUGGAAGGAACAUUGAAAACCCGUCAGGUCAUAGUACCACACAAUUGAGAGUUGGGAAUGCAGCAGAGAACAAUGGGCUGGAGUUGAGAUCAAAUGGUGGAAAUUUACCUUCGUUAGAGGCUGUUGAUUCUACUAGACCAGUUCCUGCAUCAAAUGGAGUGACAACAGGACAAAACAAAGAAAUUAAAUACUGCGAAGAGUCUAAUGGGCACGCCAAAGUAGAAAGAGAAGAGGGUGAGUUGUCUCCAAAUGGAGAUUUUGAGGAGGAUAAUUUUGCAGUUUUUGGGGAUACAGCCACAGAGCCUGCCAAUAAGCCAAAUGAUGGUGCUUCAAGUGCUCCACACCAAAGCAGACAGAGAGGUGAGGUACAUCAAGGUGAUGCUGGAAGAGGAAAUGAUGCAGAUGUUGACGAUGAAGGUGAGGAGAGUGCUCACAGGUCAUCAGAGGACAGUGAGAAUGCCUCAGAAAAUGGGGAUGUUUCCCCCAGUGAGUCUGGUGAUGGAGAGGAUUGCUCUCCUGAGCAUGAAGAAGAUGGGGAACAUGAUGGGAAUGAUAACAAGGCUGAGAGUGAGGGUGAGGCUGAAGGAAUGGCAGAUGCACAAGAAGAUGGAGAUGGAAUAUCAUUGCCUCUUUCUGAACGCUUUCUGCAAACAGUGAAGCCUCUAACAAAGCAUGUCCCUGCACCUUUAAAUGAAAGAAGAAAAAUUUCCCGCAUUUUCUAUGGAAAUGACUCGUUCUAUGUUCUCUUUAGAUUACAUCAGACUUUGUAUGAAAGAAUUCAAUCAGCAAAGAUUAACUCAACUACAGCCGACCGCAAAUGGAAAUCUUCCCAUGAAACAGUUCCAUCUGACCUGUAUUCUUCAAGAUUCAUGAAUGCACUAUUUAGUUUGGUUGAUGGUACAUCUGACAACACCAAAUUUGAGGAUGAUUGUCGAGCCAUUGUUGGCACUCAAUCAUAUCUUCUUUUCACUUUAGACAAGCUUAUAUACAAGCUUGUCAAGCAGCUUCAAAUAUUGGCCUCUGAGGAAGUGGACAACAAGCUUCUUCAGCUAUAUGCAUAUGAAAGCUCCAGAAAACCUGAGAGAUUUGUAGAUGUCGUUUAUCACGAAAAUGCUCGUGUUCUACUUCAUGAUGAGAACAUAUACCGUAUUGAAUGUUCAUCUUCACCAACGCGAUUGUCCAUCCAAUUAAUGGAGAAAGGGCAUGAAAAACCCGAAGUGACAGCUGUGUCAAUGGAACCCAACUUUUCAAGCUAUCUACAUAAUGAUUAUCUCUCAGCUGUCCCAGAUAAGAAAGAGAAGCCUGGGAUAUUUUUGAAGAGCAGGAAUAAACACCAACAUACGAGUGGAGAGGAAUCAUCUAGUGCUUCCAAGGCUAUGGAAGGAGUUCAAGUUGUCAAUGUAUUAGAGUGCAAGAUAGCUUGCAAUUCGUCCAAGGUGUCAUAUGUAUUAGACACGGAAGAUUUCUUAUACCGGAGGAUAAGAAAUAGGAGAACUUUGCGUGUGAGCAGUGCUUGCAAUGACCAGGCGAAGUCACAAAAUGGCUCUUCUCGCAGAUUAGAUCCGUUUAGCAGAUUGCUUGCAAACUCAUGCUGAUCCAUACUGAUGCCCACUGGAAGUAUGUGCUGCUGGUGCGUGAGGAGCUGUGCUCAUUGCAAUCUAUGACAAUAUCAAUUGAAGCAUUAUGGUACACUAUCAGAUGCAUGCGUUGCUCAAUCUACUUUUGCUGUGCUCUGGGGGUUGCUGAAGCAAAGGCUAACUGAAGUCGCUGGGAAGGAUUACGAUUACGUGCUUCGGAAGAUCAGAAGACAGAAUGUAUAUUCUCUGCUUAACGGGAAAUUAUUACUAAUAUUUGCGCUUUGGAUGAAGGAUAAUAAUAUAUUCGACAAGCGUAAAAUAGUUAUGUGCUAAUUUGGCGUGAGAAAGAGAGAAGUCAUUGUGUAUGGAGCAGCAGAAAGAGCAAAAGAAAGGAAAAAGGAGUUCCUUUUUGUUGAAGCAUCCCCUAAUUCCUUCCUUCCAACCUAAUAAAGGGAGCGAUGAUGGUUCAAGUGUAGUAUAAUGUAAGUUUUGUGGCAAUUUAGCCACAAUUGUGUAAAUAUAGCUAAUAUCAUUUCAUUCAUUUACAUUACUGAUCAAUGAUCAUUUUUGUUUCACCUAAUAGCCCCUUUUUUCCUUCCUUUUUUUUUUCCUUUUUUUGUUGCAUGAUCAAAUUGAUGUAAUUUCAUAUGGAUAUUUUAUAAAUAGUUGCAGUCGUGCUGCCCUUUCAAGUAAAAGAUAGCGAAGUUUUUGUUUUUGCAAA